Molecule: messenger RNA, 2971 nt
Organism: Cloeon dipterum
Lineage: Eukaryota; Metazoa; Arthropoda; Insecta; Ephemeroptera; Baetidae
Product: polyadenylate-binding protein 1-like
Exons: 4
Coding region: 49-2418 (789 amino acids)
Cellular component (GO): nucleus; cytosol; ribonucleoprotein complex
Molecular function (GO): poly(U) RNA binding; poly(A) binding; mRNA 3'-UTR binding
Source: RefSeq, a predicted model, not a curated record
UAUUUAUAAAAUGUGUUUUUUCAUUUCAUUCUAGACCAAAGAGAGAAAAUGAGUUCGCUCUAUGUUGGAAAUUUGCACCCAGACGUAACAGAGGCAGUGCUGUACAAUACUUUCAGAGUAGCAGGCCAGAUCAACACUAUUCGAGUGGUCCGCGACAAGAUAUCUGGACGAUCCCUCUGCUAUGCCUACGUAAAUUUUAAUAGUCCUGCUGAAGCUGAAAGAGCCUUAGAUGACUUGAAUUAUGACUUGCUACUAGGCGAAGUAAUGCGAAUCAUGAAGGCCCAACCCAGUUGCUCACGGCUAAAUUGGAUUGAUAACAACGUCUUCAUCAAUCAUUUGAACAAGACAAUUAACACUAAAGAACUUCACAACACUUUCUCGGCAUUUGGCAAAAUCUUGAGCUGCAAGUUGAAAACUGACGAGGCCGGAAACUCAUUGGGUUACGGUUAUGUCCAAUUUGAAACUGAGGAAGCCGCCAAAACCGCUAUCAAGAAGGUGAACGGUAUGUUGUUGGAGGAUCAGAAAGUGUACGUUGGAAAGUUCAUCCCUCGUAAAGAACGCUGUAAAGACGCAAAUAUCUUCACCAAUGUCUAUAUCAAGAAUUUGAGCGACGACAUCACUGACGACAAGCUGCACCAGAUGUUUGAAAAGUUUGGGCGCAUUACUAGCCACAAGGUCAUGGUGUCUGAAAGUGGUAAAAGUAAGGGCUUCGGCUUUGUUGCCUUUGAAGAACAUGCUGCCGCAAAAAAUGCCUGCGAGGAGUUUAAUGGCAAGCCUGAUAAUAGAAAGGUGUUGUACUGCGGACCUGCUGAAAGUAAAUCCUUCAGGCAGAAAGGGUUAAGUAUGAGGUCAAAGGAACUAAGAACCCGCGGCAAGGACUCAAAUUUGUAUAUCAAGAACCUAGAUAAGACCAUCAACGAUGCACAGCUGAAGAGCUUGUUUGAAAGUUUUGGCGAAAUAUUGAGUGUUAAGGUGAUGUUGGAUGCAAAUACUGGAAGGAGCAGGGGAUUUGGAUUUGUGUGUUUCACAAGUCCUGAAGCAGCAACGGAGGCUAUUAAAAAUGUGAACGGCCAAAUGGUUUUAUCUAAACCUCUAUAUGUUUCGCUGGCUCAGAGCAAGGAAAAGCGCUUAGCCGUGCUGCGCGCACAAUUCAUGAGUAGUCUAAUGCACUCACAACCGCCGCAAUUCUACCGCAACCAGGUGGCGCAGAAUUGGCCGCAACCUCAGUCUCAAUGGACAUCUGGUGAAAUGCCUCAUCCUUGUGUGCCUGGUCAGCCAACUUAUUACUUGGGACUAUCCAACCCGCAGAACCAUUAUCUAGUGCGCCCGCACUACUCGCCGGUGCCCAUGACUGAUAUUGGUAUGCAUCCGCCAUGCUCUACUCAGAUCCCGCAGCCUGCUACUGUAGGGACUCCCAGCCCAAAAGUGCGCCCUUCCUCUCAGGCAGCCAGCAGCCGCAACCUCGCAUCCUAUCCUCCUCAUAAUUACCCGCAAAAGCAGCAGGGCACUCAUCAGAAGAAUAAAAAGCUCUCGAGGCCCGCCAAUUCGGACCAUUCUAGAGCAGCCCCCAACAUGCCUGGCGGCGUGGCCAACCGGUCGACUAACCUUGGCCAUCCCAUAGAGCAGCAGCAGCCGCACACUCCCUCCUACUACAACAUAAUAAAAGAGCCGACUAAUUAUGGAUACCCUCUGAUGCACACCGUCAUGGCACACAAUGUGCCGGUCGGUUGGACGACUUCAAGCCAUACCCAAACCUCCGUGUCAAGGGUGCAGCCGCCUCUCUCUCCCGCCACAUUGAACCGGCAAGGAGCAAGAGCUGCCCUAAACCCGGAAGAUGGUGCGGUCAGCAAGCAGAAGUGGUCUACCGGCACCACAACCAGCGAGCAGAGCCCUCAGGAUCAUGCUGCGAUGCAACCACAAGUGCAGAACCAUGGACUUCCAACAGUGACCGCUUUUCUCGACCAGCAAGAAGCAGCGGCCUGCACUCCAGAAUCAUGCCUCACGGCCACUGACUUGAACUGUUCCAGUCAGGGCCUAACUAAUGGCACCGAUUCGACCAAUAGCGCUCAUCUCUUGGACGAAAACAAGGACACAAUGACAAACAAUACCUCGGCGACGCAGCAGCAUGGUGUGCUUGCCACAGAGCCUGCUCUGACUGCCGCCAUGCUUGAGGGUGUUUCUGUAGAAGAACGGAGAAAUAUGAUAGGAAAUCGCAUGUUCCACUUAAUCCAUAACAUGUACCCACAAUCGGCGAGCAAAAUCACAGGUAUGCUGCUCGAGAUUGACAAUGCAGAGCUGCUGCAUAUGCUCAAUAAUCACGAAAAUUUGAAAAUCAAGGCUGAAGAAGCAUUCAUGGUGCUCACCGCCUUUGAAGCCAGCAAGGAUUCAAAACAAACGAUUCAGCAUAACGGAAAGUAGUAAAAAUGUCGUCAACUAUUUAAAUGAGUUAUUGUUUAUUUUUAAGUUCGCGCAAGGUCUUUUCCAGUGUAGUAAAAGCUAGAAAAAACACAUGAGUAAAUAUUAACAUAUAGAUUUUUUGUUAAUGCUCUCAGAUCAUUUUUUUAACAUAUUUUAAUUUUCGUCACAAGCGCUUCGCGCGAGGGCGGGGGCGCGUCUGGUGUUGCCCCCCGGGUCGAGUAGGGGCCCGGCGUCACCGUUGGCGCCCCGAAAAAUCUGUGUUGAGCACAAGUGCGAAAUCCGCUUGUAAGAAGCAUUAAUUACGAACUAAGCGAAAAGAAGCACCGGCUAAACUGCGUAAUGAUAGUUCUCAGGAUGCGCGAACUGAGAAAAGUCAGUGACUCGGCGGCGAGGACGAACACUCGCCGCCAAACACCGUCAAAUGUGCUUGAAAACACUUGAGUAAGUAUGAAAAAUUAAUGAUUCCAGAUAAUUUUUUACUUGGGUAAAACAUAAUAGUAAUUUUCUUCAUCUAGUUUAAUUAUUUUAUGUAUUAUUAUGAACAGAUUUCCUA